Molecule: messenger RNA, 2595 nt
Organism: Brenthis ino (lesser marbled fritillary)
Lineage: Eukaryota; Metazoa; Arthropoda; Insecta; Lepidoptera; Nymphalidae
Source: the annotation of a GenBank genome assembly
AUGAAGAAGCAUCAAACUAGACAAAAAACUAUAAAUGACCCAGUUAUCGUGUCACGGGUCAAAAAUUACCUCGCCGAAAACGUGGACAAGACUUAUGUAGAUGUUAGCCAAAUGGCGCGUUCUCUCAAAGAGCGCUAUCGUGAAUACAGCAACAGAGGCGACAAUGCGUUUUGUCAACUGGUUGAAAGUGCCUACAAAGUAGUAUUACAAAGAUACGGUCUAGAGCGUCCGUCUACGUCUGAGGGCUCCGAAGAAGAAUCCGAUUUAGAGUUAUUAGACGAAAACAACAGUGCACUUAAUGACCGUUUAUUAGCUAUGUACAAGAUGCAAGAUAACAAACGGACGUCGGCCACCCGCAGAGCGGCCGACAAAUCUGGCGAACCUAUUGAUAUUCUUAGCAGUGAUGAAGACGGCAACGCGGCACCGAAAAUCCCAAAAAUCAAUGAUCAAAUAACUAUCACACCACACAUACCGUCGCGUAAUGCCAACAAUACGCCCGCAGAAAAUCCACCGAAACACCAACAAAACCAAAAUGUCAGUGAAAAAAAGCGAAAAGUUGAUAUAAAUAAGAGUGCAAUACUAAAGAAAAAGGUUGAAUUUGCGCCAAUUAAAAACGUUAAGGUUAGUUUUGAGGAUAUAGGCGGUAUAUCUGAUAUUAUUACUCAAAUAUGUGAUUUAGUGUUACACAUGAAACAUCCUGAAGUAUAUUCACAGUUAGGAAUAAAAUCUCCUAGAGGUGCUCUAUUACAUGGACCACCAGGUACAGGAAAAACUUUAUUAGCUCAUGCGAUAGCUGGUAAGCUACAAUUGCCACUCAUAGCAGUCACUGGAACAGAAUUAGUUGGUGGAAUGUCAGGUGAAUCUGAAGAGAGAAUCAGAGAGCUUUUUGAGAAAGCAACAUCAGUGGCUCCAUGCAUUUUGUUCAUUGAUGAAAUAGAUGCUGUCUGUGGGAACAGAAUGAAUGCACAGAAAGAUAUGGAAAAAAGAAUGGUUGCUCAACUAUUGGCAAGUUUAGAUAAUUUAUCUGAAAGCAGUGCCUCAGUACUUGUUCUCGCAGCAACAAAUAAUCCAGAUACCUUAGACCCCGCAUUAAGAAGAGCUGGUCGACUUGAACAAGAGAUUACUUUAGGCAUACCAUCAUUAAAAGCUAGGAAAGAAAUACUUUCAAUUCUUUGCAAAAAUUUAGCUUUAAGCAGUGACAUAGAUAUGAAUAAUUUAGCUCAAAUAACACCAGGAUUUGUAGGAGCUGACUUACAAGCUCUUGUAAAUAAAGCAAGUACUUAUGCUGUUAAGAGAAUAUUUUCAGAAAUCCAAGUGCAUAAUAAACAACAGUUAUUGAACAAUAUUGAAGAAGCUAAACCUGAGGAAAUACCUGUCAUUCCAAAUGGAGAUGGAGCGAGUGAAGAGUCAGCAAAAGAACUUAAUGAAGAUCCAGAAAUCACAAAUACAGAACAGCCACCACAAACUGAGCAACCUGAACCCACACAGGAACCUAUUAAUGGCGAUCAACCAAUUAUAAACAAUCACACAAUAGUCCCAGAUGUGAAACCAUUAGAUCCUGUUGAUGAAGUAAUAAGCCUUCUUGAAGAUAAUCUCCCUUACACAUCUGACCAGUUAAAAGGUCUAGCUAUAAGAUAUGAAGACUUCCUAAACGCUUUAAAAACAACAAAACCCUGUGCCGUGAGAGAGGGUAUUGUUACAGUACCUGAUGUUUCUUGGGAAGAUGUGGGCUCAUUGAGUCAAGUUAGAAAGGAUUUACAGUUGGCUGUGUUAGCACCUGUAAAAUAUCCCGAUCAACUAAAGAAACUUGGUCUGUCAGCUCCUAGUGGCGUGUUAUUAUGUGGACCUCCAGGCUGUGGUAAAACUUUGUUAGCAAAAGCCGUUGCCAAUGAGGCUGGUGUCAACUUCAUUUCAGUGAAAGGUCCCGAGUUAUUAAACAUGUAUGUCGGAGAGAGUGAACGCGCAGUUCGAACAUGUUUCCGACGAGCGCGAAAUUCCGCUCCUUGUGUAAUAUUCUUUGACGAAUUUGACGCAUUAUGCCCACGAAGAACCUCUCAAGACAACAACGGAGCAGCAAGAGUAGUUAAUCAAUUGUUGACCGAAAUGGAUGGCAUUGAAAGUCGUGAGGGAGUUUUUGUGUUGGCAGCUACAAACCGACCUGAUAUCAUAGACCCAGCUGUCCUAAGACCCGGAAGGUUAGAUAGGAUCAUGUACGUCGGAAUGCCUGGCACUGAAGACAGGUUUGAUAUACUUCAAAAGAUUACAAAAGGUGGCACGAGGCCACAGUUGGGUCCUGAUGUGUCUUUGAGAAUGGUUGCAGAAUUAACAGAAGGAUAUACUGGUGCAGACUUGUCUGGCCUAGUUCGGGCUGCCGCUACCAAUUCCUUAACAAACCACAUCGCAAAUAAUACUUUAGAGGGAGACAUUUUUGUGUCCUUUGAAGACUUUAGGGCAGCACUUUCCAAGUGUAAGCCUUCAGUGUCGCUUAAAGAAAGUCUGCAUUACCAGAAGCUAAGAUUAAAAUAUGCUGGUGGGGAUGAGAAGGAGAUGGAAAUGGAGACUGAACUAACAAAUGAAGAAUCAAUGGAUACCGUG